Sardina pilchardus (European sardine) is the source of this 4221-nucleotide messenger RNA. RefSeq names its product tetratricopeptide repeat domain 39C (gene ttc39c). Gene Ontology annotation, molecular function: protein binding. The coding region runs from base 490 to 2247 and encodes 585 amino acids. Gene Ontology annotation, biological process: cilium assembly; otolith morphogenesis. The transcript has 15 exons. The record is from RefSeq and is a predicted model, not a curated record. Lineage: Eukaryota; Metazoa; Chordata; Actinopteri; Clupeiformes; Clupeidae.
CGGACUUCGGCUUUGACAAAGCUCUGCCAUCUACAGCUAAUGGGAAACGAGCACAGAUCAUAGCCUAUUUGUCAAUCCUCAUCCUUUUUACGAGCACUGAAUCCGCGACAUCUAGUCUGUUGGAAUGGCGAGGAGCUGAGAGAUUGAGGAACACUGCGUUGCGGGGACCGGAUUGGCAAAGAAGCAUUUCAUCUUCUUAUGUAAUUGCACGGGUGCAGCGUCUGGAUGAUUAUGUAUACACCACUGGACUUCCAGCAAGAAUGACGAAAUCGUAGUGCUGUGAGGCUGGGAAAGAGGAUUUGCCGAGGACACAAUAUGUUUUUGUUUCCAACAGUGAUGCAAUGGGAAUUCAUAUGAUUGCAUUUAUUGUUUUUCGCAUCUGAGGCGCUAGUUGUUGGCCCGAUGCUCUGAUGCUCCAGUGACCGCUGAAGAAAAAAACGAGGAACGUCUGUCUGUUUCAGAGGAAGUUGCUUGCCAUCAGCCGUGCCAAUGAGCAUCCAGACAAUGGCGGGGCCUAACCAAUCUCAGCAAGAGCAGCAGCAGGUAGAGGAGAAAGCCAAUCAAAUUGAUGAUGCAGAGCUAGCUCUUCAAGGCAUCAAUAUGCUCCUUAACAACGGGUUUAAAGAGAGCGAUGAGCUUUUCAGAAAAUACAGAACCCACAGUCCGCUGAUGAGUUUUGGAGCAAGUUUUGUCAGCUUCCUGAAUGCAAUGAUGACAUUCGAGGAUGAGAAAAUGCAAACAGCAUGUGAUGAUCUGAAGACAACAGAGAAGCUUUGUGAGAGUGAUGUUGGGGUCAUUGAAACCAUCCGUAACAAAAUUAAGAAGAGUGUGGACAGUCAGAGGCCAGAGGUGACUGUGGUGGAUCGUCUGCAGAGGCAGAUCAUUGUGGCUGACUGCCAGGUUUACCUUGCCGUCCUCUCCUUCGUGAAACAGGAACUCUCAGCUUACAUUAAAGGAGGCUGGAUCCUCCGCAAGGCUUGGAAAAUGUUUAACAAGUGCUACAGUGACAUCAAUCAGCUGCAGGAGUCCUGCCGUCAGAAGUCACCCGACCAGCAGGAUGCGCUCUCCUCCGACCAGGCCAAUCACAACAUGCCAGCCGGCGAGACUGAGGGGAUCACGCCGGAGGCCCUCAGCCGCCUGAAGGGAUCCGUCAGCUUUGGCUACGGCCUGUUCCAUCUCUGCAUUUCCAUGGUGCCACCUCAUCUCCUCAAGAUUGUCAACCUGCUGGGUUUCCCCGGUGACCGGCACCAAGGCUUGGCCUCUCUGGCAUAUGCCAGUGAGAGCAAGGAUAUGAAAGCUCCACUGGCAACCUUGGCACUCCUGUGGUACCAUACAGUAGUGCAGCCAUUCUUUGCUGUGGAUGGAUCAGAUUCGCGAGCUGGACUACUGGAGGCAAAGGCUAUACUUCAGAAAAAGUCAGUUGUGUACCCCAACUCCUCUCUCUUUAUCUUCUUCAGAGGAAGAGUGCAGAGGCUUGAGUGUCAGAUCAACUCCGCUCUCACAUCUUUCCAUGAUGCUUUGGACCUCGUCUCAGACCAAAGAGAGAUACAGCAUGUGUGUCUGUAUGAGAUUGGUUGGUGCAGCAUGAUUGAGCUGAACUUUGAGGAUGCUUACAAGGCAUUUGAGCGACUGAAGAAUGAAUCUCGAUGGUCACAAUGCUAUUACGCCUACUUGACUGGAGUGUGUCAGGGGGCCUCUGGAGAUCUGGAGGGGGCCAGAGCCAUCUUCAAAGAUGUGCAAAAGCUGUUUAAACGGAAGAACAAUCAGAUAGAGCAGUUUGCACUCCGAAAGGCUGAAAGGCUUCGAAAAAUAUCUCCAACGAGAGAGCUUUGUAUCCUGGGGGUGGUUGAGGUGCUCUAUCUGUGGAAGGCAUUGCCCAACUGCUCACCCACAAAACUCCAGGUCAUGAGCCAAGUUCUACAAGGCCUGGAGGACCCAUCUAGCUAUGGACUGAGACAUCUGCUCCUUGGUGCCAUACAGAAAUGUCUUGGAAAUAUUAAAGAUGCAGUUCAGUCCUUCCAGUUGGCAGCCAGAGAUGACCUGGGCCGGCAGACUAACUCAUACAUACAACCAUAUUCUGUCUACGAACUCGGGUGCAUGCUGCUCACCAAGCCUGAGACGGUGGGAAAGGGACGGUCAUUGCUUCUUCAGUCAAAGGAUAACUACUCUAAUUAUGAUUUUGAGAACCGACUUCACGUCCGUAUCCAUUCUGCCCUGGCUUCUUUGAAGGAAGUGGUUCCCCAGUGAUGUCACCAGUCUAAGGAAGUUAUUGUUCAGUUCCCACCCCCACCUCUGACCUCUGCACUUUUUUGUCCUUUUUAAACAACAAUUAGUAUCCAUCUGAAUUGACAAUGAUAUACAUUUUACAAAUAACAAAAAAACAUUUUAUUGUUACCUUACAUCAUUUGUAUUCCCGUGAAACUGUUUGUAAUGUUCUUCAGUAAUUACAUCAGUUCAUUCUUUAUCACUUGAGGACCAAGGCUUGGAAAGGGUAUGAUCUGGUGAGCACUCUAUUUUGGUACUGGAGGAUGAUGGGGAAAAAAAUGUAAUGCCAAGUCUAACACCACAUUUCAGGCGUUUUGAGCCAAGGACCGUGGCUCUCUUUUUCUAACUAAUACCUCAUGUGUGUUCCAUCUAAAGGCCUGUGGAAUCCAUCAGCGUCACCCUCGGUCAUCUCCUUUGUCUCACUCCACAUAUUAAGUAUACAUACAUGAGUCUCAGUCGUGCUCUAUAUCAAAGGUUUUAUUUUUUUUCCCUUUUCAAGUCACAUGAGUGAUUUUUAGUUGAAUAACUGCUUACUGGGCAGUAGGGAUUAUACAGUUUACUGCUCUCCAUUUGCAAUUAUAUAGAGCAUAAUAUGUCAUAUUUGCCAAGAAGGUCAUCCCAGAUUACACCCACUUAAUUAUUUGGAUGGAUAUCUUAUAUUUUUCACUGCAUUAUUACCAAGUUGUAUUUUUCAUGAUUUCCUAGAUAACGUCAUCUCUGGUCACCUGGCAGUUGUGUUUGAGCCCAGUGUGACUGGUCUCUUUUGCAAAUCUUCAUAACCAUGUUAGUAUACUUAAAAGUGCUAGGAGCUAGAAUGCCGUACACUUUUCAUUGUAGUUCAAUCUAGUGCUCACUCCCACCAUAUUACACACCUGUAUAACUUAAUAGAUGAAUACUUAAAAGUUUUUUCUUACUGGAGAUAACCAGUGCAUCCUUACAGUAUAUUUGCCUUAAAAUGGCAGCAUCAGUGUUUUUCAGAGUGUCACCACUUGUGUUUUUAACAACUUGAUUUUUUCUUGAUAACUAUAGAUUUUAGCAAACACUCAGAUGGAAUCUGUUGACCAUCAUGCCUAAUCACGGAACCUACAGCAAAUAGAAUUCUCUCAAGUUCUGGCCAUAAGUUCAAGUUAAUCAUUUCAUUACAUGCGCUUUGUCAAAAUGACAGCCAGUUAUUUUCUUUACCUCCAUACUAGUGACAAGUGCAGCUCCCAGAAUUAAAUGCUUGAAGCAGGGUAACAGAAUAUCACAACAAAAUAUGCACUUCGAGGUGUGGGAAAUGAGCAAUAAAAAGAAUACUUAUUUAAAAACCGUGCUGAUUCUGUGGAAGGUUGUUAAGAAAAGCUUUGCUGCACUUUGUUCUCAUGUGUGCUUUAUCUCACUCUCAAUGUACUGUAGCAAGAAUGUUCGUAUUUAAUUUGAUCUAAUACUUGUGUGUAAAUGUGUAUGUGGCUUCCCACCCAAAUGUCAAGUGGAUUGAAAAUAUUGGCGUACUGUUCAUGUGACCAUGUCAUGUCAUGGUAUUGAAUGGAUGGGUGGUCAUCUCACAUAGACACCCAACUUUUAUUCUCCUACAGUGGAGUAGUGCACAACAUCAGUUCAUUGAUGAUGAACCUAUGCUUGACCCUAUGCUUUCAAGUCCCAAGCUUUUGACUGGACACUCAAAAAGUCAUUGAAAUGAGGCUGGGAUUGCCAAAGGUCAUUCUUAUACUCUUGUUUGGCUUCUGACCAGAAGGUAGUGAACAAAAGUGUAUUUAGUGAUGUUCAAGGACUUGAGUUGUGCAUACUCUCCAUGGGUGAUGCACUGCAAAGAGUGGGAAGUCUACAAAGUCUCAGGGGAUGGGAGUUGCUAUGGAAGUGAAAUGGUUAAUUUUUCAGCAGGAACUGGUUUUCCUGCAUGUUGUCUUUUCUCUCCGAAACUGGGUUAGCUGUAACAAUAAAAUACAAUAUUACCAAUGA